AUGGAUGGGAAUGAUUCUCGAUAUGAUUCAGAAAGUCGUGUCAGCAAUGAAUCUGAAAAUGAUGAUAUAAAUUCAAAAAAAAAAAAUGAAGAAUCUGAUCGGGAUAUUUCGAACGAUUCGCAAAGUCGUAGAAGCCAAAGCGGAAGAAGCCAAAGUGAUAGAAGCCAAAGCGGUAGAAGCCAAAGCGGCAGAAGCCAAAGCGGUAGAAGCCAAAGCGGCAGAAGCCAAAGUGAUAGAAGCCAAAGUGAUAGAAGCCAUGCAUCUGAUUCUGAUGUAAGUAGAGGAAGCGACAGUCAGGAUAGAAGCGUGCCAGAGAGAAAAGUGGAGAGCGAUAUAGAAUGUACUGAAAGAACAGACAAAAUUGAAAUUAGCGAAGUUAGCGAAGUUGGAAAAAUUAGUGAAGUUAGCGAGGUUGGCGAAGUUGGCAAAAAUGACGAGGUUGGCGAAGUUAGCGAGGAGCAUGAGAGGAAACAGAAGAAAACGAGGAAAAAAAACGCAUUGAAAAAAUACAGAAAAUAUUUCACAAAAAAGAAAAUUGAAGAAAGCGAAAUAAAAUCAUCAUCUGACGAAAACUUCUUUACAGCAGAAAAAAAUAAUAAAAGAAAAAACGAAGAGCGUUAUACUAUUAAUAAUAAUGUAGAAAAUAAUUGUGACAUGUCUAUAUUUAAUGAUCAACCAAUAAAUGAUUCAUUAUUUUCACGACCACAAAAUGGGUCAGAAACUGAAAAGGGUUCCGAAAAGGGUUCUGAAAAGGGUUCUAGUGAUAAUAUAGACGAAUCUAUUAACGAAGAAGACACAUCUGAAUAUAAAAAAAGCUCAGAAACAUAUAGUAGGAAAUAUACAGAUGAAGAUGUUAGUAGAAGCAUGAGAUCGAGUCACAGUUAUGAUAAUAGUAGAUACAGUCAUAGUUAUGAUAAUAGUAGAGAUAGUCAUAGUUAUAAAAGUGAUCGAGAAAAUGAAAGCAAAUAUGAUGAAACAGAAUCUAAGUCAAGUUAUAAAAAAGAGGAAAUGCGAAAUAAAAUAAAAAAUGUUAAUAAAAAAAGUGAAAUAUUGUUAAACAUGUUAUUCAAUGCUAAUGAAAUACAUAUGAACAAGUCAGGCGAUUUAAGAGAUGAUAUAAAGAAUAAAAAAGAAAAUAAAAAUAAACAAUUUGAAAAUAACCAAAAAAUUAUUAAAACUAUUUUAAAUGUUCAUGAAAAAAAUAAAGCUGAUGUUUAUUAUAGUGAAAAUAAUUUUACACAAAUAUACAAAGAAGGAAAAGAUGAAAAAGGAGAAUCUAUAGAUAAUAAAAAAAUAAAUAAACAUAAAAUUGAAAAAAAAAACGAAACAGGGUUUAAUAAACAAAAUGAAGGAGAAAGACAAAUAUAUGAUUUAAGAAAUAAUGAAAAAUAUUGUUUUAUAAAAGAUAAGAAUGAUUUAUUUUUAGGAAAUGAAGAUGAAGAAUUUACUGAAAUAAAAAAAAAAUAUAAUAAAAUAUAUGAAAAAAAUAAAUUAGAAAAAAAAAAAGUAAUGAAUUUAAAUUAUAUAUAUAAUAAAUAUAAAAUAUUAUUAUCCGAAAUAAAAUCAAAUGAAUAUAUAAAUUCUGUAGAAAGAAAAUUAAAUUUGAUCGAAAAUUCAUUAUUUUGUAUAUCAGAUAUAUAUAAAGAAAAUAAUGAUGUAGAUGUAGAUUCCAAAUUAAAUAUAACACAAAAAUUAUCAGAAUUAUUUGAAAAUGUUACUGAAAAUGUCUUAGAUGCAUAUGAUGAAACCAUUAAAGGAAAGAAUGUUGAUAAUAAUUUAAAUAUUAAUAAAAAAAAUAAUAAUAAUGAAAAAAAAAAAAAUGAACAAUUAAAUUUAUCUUGUGAUUUUAAUUUAUUUUUAAGAAUUUGCAAAAUAAUUUUAAAUGACGAAAAUCUAGUAUAUACAAAUAGCAAAAAAAAUAUAAUAUUUUAUAAUAAUAUAUAUAAAAUAAAUUAUUUAUUUAAUUGUGUAAAAAAUAAUGAUAUCUUAUUUAAUGUAUAUUGUAAAGAAUUAAUCUGUCCAUUUGAAAAUUUAUUUAAAGGUAAUAAAGAAAUAAAAAAUGAACAUGUUAAUAAAAAUUUAAGCGAUAAAAAAAGUCAGAUAAAAUGGCCAAAUUUUUCAUAUAUAAAAAAGGGAAUAAUUGAUAAGAUAAAUAUUUUAUGGUUCUAUGAAAUAUAUGAAGAAAUACAUUAUUUACAUUUAUAUAAUUUAAAUAAUAUAAAUAGUAAAAUGUUAACUAUAUCAAUAGAUUCACCACUCGAAUGUAUUGAUAUCGUUUUCUUAAAUAGUCUUAUUCCUUUAGAUUCUUUUUAUAAUUCCAUAAAAAAUCAUUAUUUAAUGUUAAUCACGGAGCAAACAUUUUAUUUUUUUAAUAUUCAUUUAUAUUUCAACUGUGAAGAAGAUUAUAAUAUUUCCUUGGGUGAACAAUUAAUAUAUCAAAAUAUAUAUCCUUUUUAUUUUAAUAUAUAUUUGUUUCUUUUAUUUAAAUUACCAAAAGGGUCUAAAAAAAAAUUUGAAUAUAUUAAAUCUCUUGAAAAAAAUGAGCGGAUAUUUUUAGUCCAAGAUGAUGGAAAUGUACUUGAAUUUGUAUAUGAAAAAGAGGAUAUUUUAAAGCCUCUUAACAUUUUUAAACAUAUAAUAAUUAACACAUUAUCUAUAUUAGUAAAUAAAGUAAAUAAUGCAUUCUUUUCCAAUAACAGAAAUAUAGAAUAUGAUUCGGAUAGAGAUGAAGAAGAUGAUGCAUACAUGGCAAAUGAUAAAAGUAGAUACAAACAACAUCUUAACAAUCUUAAUAAAUUAAGAUCUUCUUCAAAUCGGUCUGUAAUUAGUGGAUACGAUUACACGAAUGAUAGUAGAGGCAGUUUUGUUGAUGAAAAUGGUGAAAAUGGAAAAAAUGGUGGAGACGGUAAAAAUGGCAAAAGCGAUGGAAACGACGAAAAUGAUCCAUAUCUAUACCAAUAUAACAAAAAUAUAUAUUGUGAUAAUAUUCAACAACUACCCAUAAAAUUUUAUUUAAAAAAAAUAGUAAAUCCAUAUUUUAUACCUUAUUUUUAUUUUCACAAAAAUAAAGUAAAAAAAAUAUUAAUAGAUAGCGAAAGAUCAAUAUUGUAUGUAUUAUAUGAAAACAGUGAUUUGUAUAUAAAACUAUUAUCAAGCACUUCUAACAAAAAUAAAAAUUAUACAUCUGAAACUAUUAUAUUUAGUAAAAGCGAUUUAAUACGUGAAGUUGGGAAUAUAUUUUUUGUAGAUGAUACUAAAGCUUUACAUCAUGAUAUAUAUAUGGGUGGUAAUUCCAAUAAUAAUAUGAAAAUUUCGAAUGAUCGAAAUUUUUAUCCAUUAAAUAUUAACAUGGAUGGUAUUGGAAACUCAGAUAAUUACAUAGAUGCUAAUAAUGUACCUCAUUUUGGAGAAACACAUUUUAGCAAUUCUAACAAUUUCGCUAGCUAUGGAAAUAGAAAUAUACAUAGCAGGCAAGGAAUAAAUAACCCCAUAACAGGAAAUUCAAAUAUGAAAAAUAAAAAUAAUAAUAACAAUAAUAGCAAUAUUAACAAUAUUAACAAAUUUAUGUAUCCAUCGAAUAUGGAUCAAGGAUUACUUAAUAAGCUCGAAAUAAUUGACAUCCAUAUUAAUUAUGUUUAUGAAAGAAAUAAUAUAUUUUUAAAAAUGAUUGAUAAUAAUUUAAAUAUAUAUUAUAUUUCUCUUGUUAAAAAUAUAGAGAGUAACAGUUUUAAAGUUGUAUUGAAAGAUUUUCAAAAUUACCCUCAUAAAAAAGGGCUUAAAAUUAAUGAAAAGAAAUCUCAGGUUGUAUUUACACACCAAUUAAAAAAUUUAUUCAUUGUUUUGAAAAAAGUUACAAAAGGAAAAAAAAAAAAUACUGACGAAAAAUCAGGAUAUUCUGAGAAUCACGAAAACGAUGAAUGGAAUGUGACAAAAAAACAUGAUGGAGUCAACACAAAAAGCCGUGGUAUAUUUGACAAAUCAAAUAACUUUGGAUUUUCACAACCUCCACCUUUUAAAUUUAUGGGUGAUAAUAUUAUGAACAGUCAGGAAAUAAAUUAUAAAAACAGCGAAAAUGAAAAAAAAAAAAAAAAUGUUAAUAAAAAAAUACACAAGCAAGGAAAUAAAGAUGAUGAAAUAGAUUGGGAAGAUGCUCAUGGAUAUUUUGAUCCAGAAGACGAAAACAAAGAUAAAAAUGAUGAAAUAAAUAAACGAAUGUCAUCAGAUAACAAGCAGAAUAAAGAAACAGAAGAAGUUUAUUAUAAAUUAAAAUUGCUGACCAGUUCAGAUGAAAAUGGAAAUAUUCUGAACACUAACCAUUCGAGUAACUCACCAAAAAGCAAAUUUAUUUUUAAAAACGUAAAUGAAUAUAUAAUAAAUGAGGAAAUUAUUGGAAUUAUGUAUAAAAAAAAAAAUUAUUAUUUUCAUGAAUUUUUUGAAACAACACAAAAAAAUAAUGCUAUAAAAGAUUUAUAUUUAGAUAAAAUGAAAUAUAAUAAUAUUAACGAAAUACAAAGUGCAGGUAGAAUUGGAAAUAUUUCCCCAAUCAAUGCACCUAACUCAAAUUUAGGAAUGAGCCAUCAUAAUUCAAUACCAAAUAAUUUGAUAAAUAAUUACACACAAAAUUCAUCUUCGGGUACAACUAAUAAUAUGAAUUUUUUAAAAAAUGAAAGAAAUGGAAUACCAAUGUAUUAUUAUGAUAAUUCAAAAAAAAAUUUACCAUAUUAUUUAAAUAAUCAAAAUAACUUUAUGCCAAAUAAAAAUAAUUUAAUUAUUAAUGACAAUUUACUUUUCAAACCCAACGAUAGAUCUAGUAGUGAACACAAAGAUAAUUUAAAAAAUAUUCCUCCUUUCUAUUUAAAUGAAAAUACAGUUAGCGAAUAUCAAGAAUAUUAUGAUGUGUUAAUAAUAACAAAUAAAAGUAUAUAUUAUAUAAGUAAAAAUACAAAAGUUCAAAAAAUCGAAAAAAUGAUAAAUAAUUAUUUACCAUAUAAAAUAUCUUUUGAAAAUAGAAAUAUUAAAAAUAUAUUUAUCAACGAAUUAAAAAUUAAAGAAGCCAUGAUAAAUAAUGAAAAUAUAAAUUCAGAAAAAAAUAAUUUUCCACCUCAAAUAUUAGAAAAACAAGUUCUUGCAUAUAUUAAAGAAAGAGCAAAAAAUGGAAAUAUCCCUUUUAAUAAAAAUUUAAAUGAUAAUAAUAUGAACAAAAGUGAAGAGGAUAGUACAUCAAAUUCUAUGACAGUUUUUUUGAAAAAAAAAAAUGAAUACGAAUUAGUAUAUGAAUAUUUUAUAAAUCAAAUAAUACAAAUAUCAACAAGUGAAGAAUUUUUAUUUAUUAUAUGGUGUCUUCUUUUAAAUCAUGUUCAUAAAUAUGAAAUCAUGUGUUUCAAUAAUAUACACAAUGUUGCUGAUUCAAGAAAUUCAAAUAUUUCUGGAAAAUAUUCUGAUAAUCGAUCAAAUAAUAAAAUCGAAGAUUUACAAACUUCAUAUGAUUUGGGAUUCUCAAAAGGGUAUGGUAAUAAUUAUAAUUAUUCAAUACAAGGCAAAAAUCAACAUAAUCGUAUUUUCGAACUUAAUCAAAAUUUUAAUACCGUUGGCAAAUCUCUAAGUUAUAAGCACCCAUAUAAUAGGGUCGAGAUAAAUAAUACUAAUUAUUCAAACAAUAAUAAUAAUAACAGUUUUAAAUUAAAGGAAGGAAAUCAUGACAUAGAUAAUGGACACAUCGAUUAUGACAUUUUAAACAGAAUCUAUAAAAGAACCCCUUUUAAAUUUGGGUUCAUUGAUAAUAAUGCUGAUUAUAUAAUAAAACAAGGGAAAUUACAAAAAGCUAUGGAAUUAGAAAUAAAAACAAGAAAGGUAAAAGGGAUAAAUCAUUUAUUUAAUGAUAAUAUAAAUGAAUUAGAUAAUGAAAUAGGAAAAAAUGUAAAUAAAGGAAAUAUAAAUUCAAUCGAAUCAAAAUAUCAAGGAAUCAAUGAUAGUAUAAAUAAAAAAAUAGUUUACUCAGAUGCUGGAUAUACAAAUUUAUAUAAUAUGUAUCAAAAAAAGAAUACAAGAGAUAAAUUAUUAACAUCCGAGAAAAAUAAAAGUGGAAAUUUUGCAUUUGAAUAUUUAACAAAUAAAAAUUUUGAUAUUUUAUUUUUAAAAAAUGUAAAUAUGUAUAAUAGUUCGUUACAUAUAAUUUCAAGAGGGUUAUUACUAUUGCUUAGUCGAUUACUUAAACCUGUUAUGUUCAUAAAUAUAUUUACCUAUGAAAAAUAUAGAGAUACACAAUUUUUCAAAUUUUUAAAUCAUAGUAAUGAAAAAAAAGAAAAUAAAUAUAAUGAUGAUAAUUAUGUAGAGCAAAAUACGAAAUAUAGAUCCUCUACAAAAGGUAUGAAAUUUCAAAAAAUUGGAGAAAAAAAUUCUAAAAAUUAUGAUAAAAAUUGUAUUUCGAUAAUAUGUAAUGACAAAGAUGAUGAAAUUGAGGAAAGCUUUUAUAGCAUGAAGGAUUAUUGCAUUGUCAGAAUAAAUGAUGAUUAUAUAGCUAAUUUUACAAAAAAAGGAAAUAAAAAAAGAAAAAGAAAUAUAUAUGAAAGUAAUGAUAUAUUAAUACUUAAAGGAGUUGUUCCUUUAGAUUGUUGUCUUAAUUUAAUUGAAAAAUUAAAAUGUUUAAGUAUAUGUGUAAGUAUAGUAUUAACAAAUUUAUUAAAAAGAAAAAAAGAUUAUACAAAUAAAAUGAAAGGAAUCACCGAUGUUUCAAUUAUUAAUAUAUACUAUGAUUAUACAGUUAUAAUGGUAAAUGAGAUAAAUGAAUUUUAUUCAGUUUUAAAUUUUAUUAAUUUUAGUAUAGAAUAUUUAUUAAUAUAUUGUAUCAUUAUUUGCGAUUAUUAUAGAUGUAAAAAAAUUAUUAAAAAAAAAAAUGUCGAAAAAAAAAAAAAUAAUUUUUUAUAUUUGCCAAGUAGCUUAUUUGAUUUAUUAAUCAAAUGUAAUUUUUUAAAGGUUUAUAUGAGUAAAACUUAUAGAGAAAUAUUAAAACAAUGUUUAUUUUAUUUAAUCAAAUCUGGAAAAUAUAUACCUGUAGAUUUUUUUCAAGGAUAUAUAAUACACAAAACUGAGUUCCUUGCACUUUUUUUAAUAAAAAAAAUUGAAGAGGAAAUUUUUUUAAAAAAAAAAAUGAAAAUUAAAGAUAAUUUUGAAUAUUACAAAAAUGAUGGACGUUAUGAUACAAAAUAUGAUGAAUUUCUUGCAUCUGAAAAAAGAGCAGAACAUUUCAUAAAUGCAAAUUUAAAAGAUUCUCUUGUAAAUAUAAAUAUAUUUAAAUUAGUUAUUUUGUUAUAUAAAGCAGAUUAUUACAGAUGUGCUAGCACAUUGAUAUCUUUUUAUAUAGAUUCAUAUUAUAAGACAUUACCAACUGAUGAGAAAGAUGUGAACAAGGAUAAUCAAAAUGGAAAUAACAGAAAUUCUAGAUAUGGUCAUUAUAUUGAUAUAAAUUUAAAUAUAUAUAAUUAUGAAAAUAUGUUAUUUGGUAAUAAUAAUAAUAAUGAACAUAUAGAUAAUAAAAUUGGUGGAAUAUACAACAAUGAAAUGGUUAUUUCAAAUAUUGGAAUAAAAUAUAAUAAAUAUUUUUAUGAUUUAUAUACAUCUUGUUUUUUACCUGUUGAUAAGAUUGUACAUGUAAAUUAUUUAAAAUAUUUAUUUAAACAUGAUGAAAAAAAAAAAAAUAAAAUAAAAAGAUUUUUAAUAACAUUGUUAGAAUAUUCAAAUGAUAUUAAUUUUCAUUUUUUUAUUUUUAAUUUAAUUUUGUAUAAAUGCAAAAAUGAAUUUCCAUGUUCUAUUUUUGAUUUCACAAUUUCCCCAUAUUUAUAUUUUUAUGUCAAGCUUAAUGAAAUGAAUAUUAAAGAUGCAUAUAUAUAUUAUUUUAAAGAAUUAAAAUAUCAAGAUAUUGUUAUAUUUUUUUCAAGAAAAGCAUUUAGAAAAUGGGACAUAUCACCAGAUAAUAUAACAUCUUUAAAAUUAAUUUCAAAAAUAUUAAAUUUUAAAAAAAAUAAUAUAAUAAAUAAAAAUGAAAGAUCAAAAGAUUCUCAUAAUAAUUCAGUUCGAAAAAUCGAAAAUUUAGACAAAUCAAAAAUAGAUAAUCAAUAUGUAACAAAAGAGAAACAAUUUGAUAUAGAACAUGAUAAGAUUAAUAAAAAUUUGGGUGAUAAUUUCCUAGAUCCAUCAUCUCAUUUUUCUGUUAAAAUGGCUAGCCAAAAUAAAAAUUAUGAACAAGCAAUGAAUGCAAAUAAAAAUUAUGAACAAGCAAUGAAUGCAAAUAAAAAUUAUGAACAAGCAAUAAAUAUAAAUAAAAAUAUCCUUUUAAAUGAGCUAGCUAGAAAUAAUUAUCUUUUUGAAAACAAUUUUAUUGAUAAUAAUAAUUUAACAAAAAACCCAUUAUAUAACAACGAAACAAAAGAAAUAUUUUGUAGUAUUUACAAAUAUUUAUUUCGUAUUAUUUCUUAUCCUAGUUUAAAAAAUAGAUUAGAAUAUAUUGAUAAUUGCAUGAAAGCGAAAAUUUUUUUUAUUCAAAAAAUUUUUUAUUUUAAAAACAAACAAAAUAAAAACGAGGGACAAAAUAGUAUACCAAUUAAUUAUAUAAAUGGUGAGAUAUAUGGAUCUAACUCUGAAAUAAAAAAUAAAAAUACAGAUUAUAAUAGAUCAGAAUCUGGGCGACGAAAUGGUAAUAAAAAAAAUAAUAAUGAAUAUUUCAUAAAUGAUCAAGUUGUUAAGGUUCCAGGAAAUGGAAAAUAUUCGAGUGUACAAGACAUAUUAAAUAUUAACUGUUAUUUGAAAAAAGAAGUUUUAAAAAAUUAUUAUUUAGUAGACAAAACAAUAUCUUAUGAUAAUAUAUAUUCAAAUAGUAUAAAAUUACUUUUUGCAAAUAAUAAAUGUCUUUUUAAAUUAAAAGAUGAAUAUAUAUCGAAUCAUAAUAAUUAUUAUUUAAAUUUAAAAGAUAUAAAAAAAUAUAGAACUUCAUUAAAUUAUCAGAAAAUGUUAUUUUACGAAAUUGUUAACUUAUUUGUAUUUUAUGUCUAUAAAUUUUGUGAUUGGAAUUUUUUAAAAAAUUAUUUUGAUAUACUUAUAAAUGGAUCUAAAGAAGAUGUACAAAAGGUUCUAGAACAUUUUAAUAAUAUUAAUAAUGAAGAAAUAGAUGUAAUUAAUAAAUCUUUUUCAAACAUGUAUAAUUAUCUAUGUCGAAAUAAAUAUGAAUAUGUUAAUGAUAUAAUAAAUGAUUAUAAUCAAAAAAUUAAAAAUAUAAAAUUUAAAAUUAACAUAUCGAGAAUAAUAGACAUAAUUGAUACAUUUAAAGAAUAUUUAAUUGUGAUUCAAACAAAUAUAUAUACAAAAGAAGAAUUAAAAAAUAAUAUAUUUAUUAAAAGUAAUUUUUUAUUUAAAAAUUUUUUACCAUCUUUUAAUUUACUAAAAUUAAUAAUUUUAUGUGAUAAAAAAAAAGAAAAAAUUGAUAAUUUAAAUAAUAAUUGUUUUUCCACAGUAAAUGCAAUGUUAAAAAGAGAUCCAAAAUGUAACUCUUUUUAUUUUUCAAAUUAUUCUUUUUGUUUUGAAAGAUUAAUAGAUUUAUCAUUAUCUUUAGCUAUCUGUUUUGAAGAUGUACAUUUUAUUAUUAAUUAUAUUGGAGAUAUAUUAAAACUAUAUGAUCAGAAUUUUAACAUUUCAUUAUAUUUAUUAGUUGUUUUAAAAUUACACAAAUUUAUUAACAAUUUAUUUGAAAUAAAAAAAAUACGUCUCCUUUUAAAAAAAAAAAUCGAUUAUAUCAAAUCUCAAAAAUAUAAUGAACCAAUGAGAUUAAUCUAUUUUUUAAAUUGUAUACCAUUAAUUUAUCUCGACCCACAAAUGAAUGUUAUUUUAAUAAAUGAGUCAUAUGAAUAUAAAGGGAAUCAAGAUAAAAUUAUAUUUUCGAAAUUAUCUCCAUUUUCUUUAAUUUCGAAAAUGGUAAAUAACCAAUUAAGAAGUGUCUAUUCAUAUCACGACUACACAGAUAACUAUAACGACAUCGAGGAGGAAGAGUUAGGAGGCGCGAAAAGCGAAAGUAACAAUGGUAAAGGCGAGAACGAUAGCGGAGGUGAGAACGGUAGCGAACCAAAUUAUGUAGACACUUUGAAGAAAAAAAUAAAAUCGGGUGAUACCACUUCAAUAGGGAAAGAGUGUAGAAAAGCAUUAUAUUACCUGUAUAAUGUUAAUUACACUUUUAAUGAGGGAAAUGAUAAUUUAGGAAAGAAAGGAAAUUAUCCAGAAGCUAUUGUUUUAAGCCAUCAUAACUAUUGUUUCUAUAUAACAUGGAUAUCAAAUCUUCUUUUAAAUCAUAAAGUCGAUUAUAAAUCACUAAUAAAUGUUUAUUUAAAAAUUCAUAACAAUUUAAAACAUAAAAAAGCAUCAAAUUUAGAAGAACAUGAAAUAUCUAUAAUUAUUUAUUAUUUAUUUACAAUGUGGAUAAAUGGUGAUAAAAAUAAUAGUUCUUUCUUUUUUUAUAACGAAGAUCCAAGUUAUAAUGAAAAAAAUAAUAUUGGAUAUUUUUUAAAAGAUAGAUAUGGAAAAUUAGAAUAUGUUAAUAAUUAUUCAUUGAUAACAUUAUUAAAAGAAUUGUUAUCUAGAGCAGAAUUUUAUUUUGAAUACACAUCAGAUGCAGCAUCUAGAAAUUAUGAUAUUAGUUGUAUAAUUUUAGAUUCAUCUAUAUAUGAUCAUGAUAAUUUUAAAAAAUCGUCUGUUGAUAUUUUAGCAAAAUUUUUUGAUGAAAUAUAUCUAACCUUUAACGAUGUACUUACAAAAAUACCAUUUUUAAAUCAUAUUAUUGAAUUUCAAAAUAUACACGAAUUUUUAAAGAAAUUCAAAAUAUAUCUGGAAGAAAUAACAUACAAGGUUGCUCUUAGCGAGCAAGCUUACAUUUGA
Messenger RNA from Plasmodium yoelii, 10914 nucleotides. Its product is annotated as conserved Plasmodium protein, unknown function. Bases 1 to 10914 code for a protein of 3637 amino acids. The transcript has a single exon. NCBI's taxonomy places the organism in Eukaryota, Apicomplexa, Aconoidasida, Haemosporida, Plasmodiidae. The record is from RefSeq and is a predicted model, not a curated record.